Neomonachus schauinslandi (Hawaiian monk seal) is the source of this 2836-nucleotide messenger RNA. It is a transcript of the gene MTMR2, whose product is annotated as myotubularin related protein 2. Gene Ontology annotation, molecular function: phosphatidylinositol-3,5-bisphosphate 3-phosphatase activity. NCBI's taxonomy places the organism in Eukaryota, Metazoa, Chordata, Mammalia, Carnivora, Phocidae. The transcript is spliced from 15 exons. Gene Ontology annotation, biological process: dephosphorylation. The record is from RefSeq and is a predicted model, not a curated record. Bases 253 to 2184 code for a protein of 643 amino acids.
GUACGCAGCGAGCGCACGUAGCGAGCGCAACGCGUCGGGGCUGGAGUCGGAGGGGAGCCGCGGGGUCCUCCCGCUCCUCGGUAGUCCCCGGGCGCGGUGCAGUCUGGGGGAACAUGGCCGCUUCCGGUCUCCCUCCCGGGCCGGCGCUGGCCUGACCGCGGCCCCUGCCCGGCGCACUCCGCCCUCCGCUCCUGCCGCCCCGCAGCCGCGGAGGUCGCUUCAGCCUUUCCCUCCCGCUGCCCCCGCCGCACCAUGGAGAAGAGCUCGAGCUGCGAGAGUCUUGGCUCCCAGCCGGCCGCAGCACGGCCGCCCAGCGUGGACUCCCUGUCCAGUGCUUCCACGUCUCAUUCAGAGAAUUCGGUGCAUACAAAAUCAGCUUCUGUAGUAUCAUCGGACUCCAUUUCAACUUCUGCAGACAACUUUUCUCCUGAUUUGAGGGUCCUGAGGGAAUCUAACAAAUUAGCAGAAAUGGAAGAACCACCCUUGCUUCCAGGAGAAAAUAUUAAAGACAUGGCCAAAGACGUAACUUAUAUAUGUCCAUUCACUGGUGCUGUCCGAGGAACUCUGACUGUCACGAAUUACAGGUUAUAUUUUAAAAGCAUGGAACGGGAUCCCCCGUUUGUUUUAGAUGCCUCUCUUGGUGUGAUAAGUAGAGUAGAAAAAAUUGGUGGUGCUUCUAGUCGAGGUGAAAAUUCUUACGGACUAGAAACUGUGUGUAAGGAUAUUCGGAAUUUACGGUUUGCUCAUAAACCUGAGGGGCGAACAAGAAGAUCCAUUUUUGAGAAUCUAAUGAAAUAUGCAUUUCCUGUCUCUAAUAACCUGCCUCUUUUUGCUUUUGAAUACAAAGAAGUGUUCCCUGAAAAUGGGUGGAAGCUAUAUGACUCUCUUUUAGAGUAUAGAAGACAGGGAAUUCCAAAUGAAAGCUGGAGAAUAACAAAGAUAAAUGAACGCUAUGAGCUUUGUGAUACAUAUCCUGCCCUCUUGGUUGUGCCGGCAAAUAUUCCUGAUGACGAAUUAAAGAGAGUGGCAUCCUUCAGAUCAAGGGGCCGUAUCCCAGUUUUAUCAUGGAUUCAUCCUGAAAGUCAAGCCACUAUCACUCGGUGUAGCCAGCCCAUGGUAGGAGUGAGUGGAAAGCGAAGCAAAGAAGAUGAAAAAUACCUUCAAGCUAUCAUGGACUCCAAUGCCCAGUCUCAUAAAAUCUUUAUAUUUGAUGCCCGGCCAAGUGUCAAUGCUGUUGCCAAUAAGGCGAAGGGUGGAGGUUAUGAGAGUGAAGAUGCCUAUCAAAAUGCAGAACUAGUUUUUCUGGAUAUCCACAAUAUUCACGUUAUGAGAGAAUCAUUACGAAAACUGAAGGAGAUUGUGUACCCUAACAUUGAGGAGACUCACUGGUUGUCUAACUUGGAAUCUACUCACUGGCUUGAACAUAUUAAGCUCAUUCUUGCGGGGGCUCUCCGGAUUGCUGACAAGGUAGAGUCCGGGAAGACGUCUGUGAUAGUGCAUUGCAGUGACGGCUGGGACCGCACAGCUCAGCUGACUUCCCUUGCCAUGCUCAUGCUCGAUGGGUACUAUCGGAGCAUCCGAGGCUUUGAAGUCCUUGUGGAAAAAGAAUGGCUAAGCUUUGGUCAUCGAUUUCAGCUUAGACUUGGCCAUGGAGAUAAGAACCAUGCAGAUGCAGACAGAUCGCCUGUUUUUCUUCAGUUUAUUGACUGUGUCUGGCAAAUGACAAGACAGUUUCCUACAGCUUUUGAAUUCAAUGAAUAUUUUCUCAUUACCAUUUUGGACCAUCUAUAUAGCUGUUUAUUUGGAACAUUCCUCUGUAACAGUGAACAUCAGAGAGGAAAAGAGAAUCUUCCUAAAAGGACUGUGUCGCUGUGGUCUUACAUAAAUAGCCAGCUGGAAGACUUCACUAAUCCUCUCUAUGGGAGCUACUCCAAUCACGUCCUUUAUCCAGUAGCCAGCAUGCGCCACCUAGAGCUCUGGGUGGGAUAUUACGUCAGGUGGAAUCCCCGGAUGAAACCACAGGAGCCCAUUCACAACAGAUAUAAAGAACUUCUUGCUAAACGAGCAGAGCUUCAGAAAAAAGUAGAGGAACUCCAGAGAGAGAUUUCCAACCGAUCAACCUCAUCCUCCGAGAGAGCCAGUUCUCCUGCACAGUGUGUCACUCCUGUCCAAACUGUUGUAUGAAGGGACUGUUCAAGGGGGACCGGCAUUGCCAUGAACUCUGGAUUACAGUGGCAGCUUUAGGAGUCUAACUUCAGUCUUCUGAAGUUAGAACGUACCCCCGGGAGAAGUGCAGUUGCUGUAUUUAUUUUAAAUCCUUCCAGGAUGGGUUUAGAACUGUGGCAGUGCAGGUGGCGUGUGUGAAAUAACCCUGUAUGUAAUUACACGAUUAUGCCACUAAUCUUCUAAGUCACCCAAAGAAUAUUAAGAUGCUUCAAUACCAGAUCCACAGUGGGAACAAGUUUCUGAUUUUAAAAUCAAAAUACAGACCACUUCAGAAACAUACCUCUUGCUGGAAAAGAACUCGUGGCACAAAGGGAAGGAGCAUCCCAUUUAUCUCAGCACACCGACCCUGCAAUUCUGUGGCAUUAUACAGAUACUGAGCCUCGAUGGCCUGAAAGCUCAGAAAUCAGUAGACACUCCCUUCCCCCGUCGUGGGUUUUUCUUUUCUGUAGUAAUUUACUUUGAUCACCCUUCUGCACCCACUCUCUUCAUAUCUGAUAUGGCAAAGUCUUGAGGCUAUUAUGGCGUAGUAGUAGUUGGAAAUUUCUGCUGUCGUUACUGGCGUAUGUAUUGAAGAUGUAGUAGCUAGCUGUUCCAGACAGACGCCUUAGAG